AUGGAUUCAAAUAAUGUUUUAGACCUAAAUGAUGUAAAAUGUUAUUACAAUAAGGUUUUCACAAAUGAAUUGUUACUGUCUUUAGAAAAAGAAAUUAAAAUAGAAGAUUUGAUAUUCUCUUAUAGUUAUUAUUCUAAUUUAUUAGGUGGAAAUGAAAAUUUUGACAAACACGAAAUAGAAAAUGAUUAUUUAAAAAGUGAUGAUGAAAUUAUUAAUUCAAAUAAUUACUUAAUAGAGGAAAACAAAAUGUAUAUGAAGAAAAACACGUAUGAUUCUGAAGGAACACUUAAUUAUUUUGAUCCUUACAUUACAGAAGAAGAAUUUGAAGAGAAAAUAGAAAAAACAUUUUACGAUUUAAAUAAUAUUUUGAAAUCAUCUUAUACGGAAAAUAAAGUAGGUGAUUUUAACAAAGUGGAUUUAAAUGAAGUUUUGCAAAAUUUAAAAGUUGAAAAAGUACAAGAAUAUUACCAAAUUUUUGAAUUACGUUUAGAAAAAAAUCAAAUGUACCAAAUCAUAUUAAUAAUGAUUGCAUUUAUUAUAAGAAGUAUUUUUAAUUUAAGUUUGGGAAGGAAAUUAAUUUUCUCAAAUAAAAAUAUUAAUAAUAUAUUAUUAAGGGCAUUAUAUAUUCAAAAUAUAUAUAUACAAAUAUUUACUUUAAGAAAUAUAAAAAAAUAUAUAAUAGAAGAUGGAGAAUAUUGUGAUAAAAUUCAUUUAAAAAUGUUAAAAAUAUGCAUUUUUAGUAAAUCUCUUUGCUCCUUUAAUCGGGCAAACGAAAUUAUACUACUUUUAGUUAAAGAAAAUAAAAAAGUGAAUGAAAUAUUUGAUUUCUAUUUUUUAAAAAAACUUAAAAAAUCACUUGAAAAAUCUGAUAACAUUCAACGUUUAAGAUUGCUAGAUUUUAUUACUGAUAAUAUUAAUUUAAAUAAUGAAGCAUUUGUUGAUAUAUUUCAAGUAAAUAAAAAAAAAUGCUAUAAUAAUGAAAUUGAAAAUUUAUUAAAGGAUGAUAAAAGUGAUGCAACUCAUUUAUCUAUUAUUUACAAAGAUGAUCAAAAUUUAGAAAAUUUUACAUUUGAUAGUGAUUAUGAAAAUUGUACUUUUAAUGAUAUUUCCUUUGUUGAUCAAAAUUGUGUGAAGGAAAUGAUGAACAAAUAUUGUCUAAAACUAAAUGAUAUAUGUAAAAUGAUAAAAAUUAAUAUUUAUAAAUAUUUACACAUGAUUUAUUUAAAAGAUGAUUUAUUAUUAAAAAUAAAUGUAUUAGAAAUAUUCUCAAAAUUAAUUAAAAAUAUAUAUUAUUGUGAUGCAGUUUCGGAAAACAUAAAUUUUUUACACACAGUUUUAAAUGACCUUAAAAAGUCGAAUGAAGAAAUAUUGCACUUAAAUAUUUUGAAUUCUAUAAUUUCUUAUUCUAAAAUAAAUCCAUUAGUUUUAAGUUUUAUUUUAAAUUCUCAUUCUAAUAUUUUAAUGAAAACUACAAUUCAAUUUUUAUGUGACUGUAGUAUGAAUGUUGAAAAAAUAAUUGUAGGAAUAAAAUCUUUUGGUUAUUUUUUUUCAAUUAAAGAAUCAUGUGAGAUUCUUUUGAAGUUAAACCCAAAUAUCCAUUUAAUCUCUAUUGAAAAAAUAAGUUCACAUUCGCACGUUAAUGUUUUGAGGCAUUCAAUUAAUAUAUGGUUAAGAAUAAUACCUUCUAAAUCGAUGGAUUUUGUAUGGUUUAAAGAUUUAAUUCAUAAUAUUCUUUUUGAGAAGAUAAUAACAAUAUUGAAAGAAAUUGAUGACAUAUUAAUACAGAUAAACAUUUAUAAUUUAUUAGAAAUAAUGAUUAAUUAUGAUAUAUGUGAUUUACUUUUAAAAGAGCAAUGGCUAAUAAAAAGUUUGUUAGGAAAUUUUGAAAAUAAUAGUUAUGAAUUAAAAAUGAGUAGAUACAACUUUUUUAUGUCGUUUUAUAAAGCUAAUAAAACCAGUAUUAGUAAUAAUUCUUAUGCUGAUAAUAUAAUAAAUAAUUUUAUAAAAAAUACACCUAAAAGAUAUUAA
Plasmodium gallinaceum is the source of this 2028-nucleotide messenger RNA. RefSeq names its product conserved Plasmodium protein, unknown function. NCBI's taxonomy places the organism in Eukaryota, Apicomplexa, Aconoidasida, Haemosporida, Plasmodiidae. The coding region runs from base 1 to 2028 and encodes 675 amino acids. The record is from RefSeq and is a predicted model, not a curated record. The transcript has a single exon.